This is a messenger RNA of Phaethon lepturus (White-tailed tropicbird), 570 nucleotides long. Its product is annotated as rhabdoid tumor deletion region protein 1-like. The record is from RefSeq and is a predicted model, not a curated record. The coding region runs from base 1 to 570 and encodes 189 amino acids. NCBI's taxonomy places the organism in Eukaryota, Metazoa, Chordata, Aves, Phaethontiformes, Phaethontidae. The transcript is spliced from 4 exons.
AUGGCACAUGCUCGUAUCUCAGCCAACCUCCCCCCUGAUAUAGAUCCCACAAAAGCUCCUAUUGCAUUUGGAAAGAGGGCACUUCCUAAACUGAAUGAGGAGUUGCAGUCGCCUGAGCUGCUGACUCAGCAGCGGGCAUUGAUGGCGCUCUGUGAUCUGGUCCAUAACCCAGAAAAUGUCUACCAGGCAAUAGAAGUAGGAUUCUUGGAUAACCUGAAGACUUUGCUGCUACAUCAUGACAGUAGUGUCCGACAAAAAACAACACAAAUCCUCUAUACAAUGGCUAUGCAUAGUGUUGGCAGGCAAGAGUUGAUACAAAAUGGAGUAAUUUCUGCCCUCACUGAGCUCUUGGAUGAUCCAGUAGAUAUCUGUCGGAAGAAUACACAUCAGGUUUUUGAAAUGAUGGCAAAGUUACCUGAAGGCAUCUCAAUGUAUCAUCUUAGGUCCGGAGCCACUGAUGGGAACUGUCACAACUGUAAAAGCCGUUUGGUUCAGGAAAUGAGAGAUUAUACUAUACAAGGAGAAAUCAAGUUGCUUCCUGGAGUGCAAGGGUUAUUCAACCCCUGCUGA